Messenger RNA from Paracoccidioides lutzii Pb01, 1260 nucleotides. RefSeq lists its product as hypothetical. The transcript has a single exon. Bases 1 to 1260 code for a protein of 419 amino acids. The record is from RefSeq and is a predicted model, not a curated record.
AUGGGGUCGGGUGCAUAUCAUAACAGCAUAUCACCUGUGGAAACGAAAACAACGUCAGAUACUGCAGAAUAUCCAUCGUCGUCGGCUCCAGAAACUGAACCCAGCGAGACUGUCCCUUCCAAUCAAGAUACACAGGUGCCCAGUCACGAAACAGACUCUGCUGGACCUGAACCUGAACCUGAGCCUGAGCCUGAGCGUGAACCUUUUGUGGGUGAUAAUGCUGGCACUGGGGAUAAUUUUUGGGGUGGGGUAGUCGCUCAACUCAUAGAACAUAAAGAAGUCCCCCGUAAUUCCCCUGAUCAGGCUAGCGAUGGCCCAUCGUCUCAGCAGCAGCCAUUGAUGACAAUUUUAUCAUCGUCACCAUCAACAACAACAACAACAACAACAAACCUUUCUUCCCCUCCGGAGCCAUCCAGGCAAUCCACAAUCUCCAUUCCUCCCCCCCAAACCAGCUCCUCCUUUUCAGACUCAAUCUCCCAAGCCAAGAAACAAUAUGACAGGGCUCAUUCUGUUGCCGGCGCCCAUAACUCUGGAACACCAGAUGAACACGUCAUCGUGUCCAUCGAAUCCGCAUACCCAGGUUGCCUUCAACACGCAAGUGAAAACCUCGAACCCCAUCUCAAAGCCCCAUCAGAAUACGCAAGAAUUCCCAUCACCAACGCCAUCACCAUCCCCACUCCCACUCCACCACAAGAUGAUGGCCUCCUCUUAAUCGCAUCCGCAAAACUCCAAUCCAGCCUGGAACUCGCCUCUGUCGCUCUAUCAAAAGCAAUGGCAAGCGCCACCGCCGCUGCCACGGACACGGACACAGACACCGGUACCAAAACUACCGUCCCAGGCCAACAAAUAAUCCUGGACGCGCGCCGGCGCUAUUACGAAGCCAUUGGCCUCGCCCAUGACCAAUAUUCCAUCUUUCUUAACUCUGCCUCCGACACCACCUCCACCUCCAUCUCCACCUCUAUUUCCAGCUCCGUAAAGCCCUCAGAAACAAGAACCCCAGCACUAACCAGUAAGCCAAUUCUCGAACAAGCCAGUUCGGAGUUCAGCAGCGUUUCCUCGUUGGCAUCUGCAAGCUUAGACGCAGUGUUAUACUCCAUCCGCUUUGUCUCGGCCAGCGUCGACCCUGUCUCUGCCAGCAGUGUUAUCGCAGAUGCCUCGUCAAGGUUCCAGGAUGCGCUCUCCUCUGCAAGCGCGUUGCUUGCGUCGGCAUCGUCGGCUGCCAGCAGUACCCCGACGAGUGCGACAAAGGAUGAGUUGUAG